AUGCUACCUUUCGGUUUUUUACUUCGUCGUAUUCUUGGAGGAAGAAGACGUCGUCGGAAUCAGAGUUAUUCCAGUGAUGUGACUUAUCGUACUGUCUAUGUUAUGCCUGGAGCUCAACAACAAGCUAGUGGAUUCAAUGAACCUCCACCAGCUUAUUAUCCACAGGAUCCAUCUCAACAGACCGCGUUUUAUCCACCACAGAAAGGAUGCGGAAGGUAA
Molecule: messenger RNA, 219 nt
Organism: Caenorhabditis briggsae
Lineage: Eukaryota; Metazoa; Nematoda; Chromadorea; Rhabditida; Rhabditidae
Exons: 1
Coding region: 1-219 (72 amino acids)
Source: RefSeq, a predicted model, not a curated record